Messenger RNA from Alosa sapidissima (American shad), 3113 nucleotides. RefSeq names its product TRAF3 interacting protein 2a (gene traf3ip2a). The coding region runs from base 625 to 1818 and encodes 397 amino acids. Lineage: Eukaryota; Metazoa; Chordata; Actinopteri; Clupeiformes; Clupeidae. The record is from RefSeq and is a predicted model, not a curated record. Gene Ontology annotation, biological process: humoral immune response; positive regulation of canonical NF-kappaB signal transduction. The transcript has 9 exons.
AUCUACAGGUGGCUUAGAGUUUCACCUUAGUACUAUGUAGUCUACUUUUGAUUCCUUCAGCAGAGACAGGCUUGUAAGGAUUUCAGUUUGAGUGUAUCUCAAUUCAUUGGUUUAAUCUGAAAGGGAAUAGGAAGAAUCAAGCAAGUUUUAAUCUAUUUUAAGAAGAUCACAGUGUGAAAGAUUAAGACUGAAAAUAAAUAGAAAGAACAUACAAGCCUGACUUUGUGAAGCUUGUUUUCUUUUAAGAAUGCUUGACCAGUGUUUUGAGGGGAAUAUUUUGCUGAGAAAGGUUAAAAAUUGUGUGAAAAAAAUGCUGAUUAAAACAAAAUUUGUUUAAUUUCUUAUAUUUUUUAAGAAUAUUUUUGGGGCUUUUUGCCUUUAUGAAGAGCAAGUGAGGACAGGACAGUGAAGAGCGAGACAGGAAGUAAGUGGGAGAGAGAGAUGGGGUGGGAUAGGGAAAUGAGUGCAGGUCGGAUUCAAACCUGGGUCUCCGGUUUCAUUUCUUAUUUAUCACUUUCUUUUUUGUUGCCUCCGUGAAAUCUUUUGUUGUCUUAGAUUUCGUUUCCCAUGAUACUGGGUGGAUAAUAUUCCCUCUGUGGCCAGUACAGUCCAGUGUCACAAACCAUGAUGGAUUCCUUUCCAGUGCCCUGCCGCCACAGAAGCCUCCCGGUGGAAACGGAUGAGGCCAUGACCUCGUCCUCGCUGAACCUGGCCUGGUCAGCCUGCCAGCAGUGCCUCGAGCCCAGGCAGCCUUCACAGGCUCCGCAGAUUGCCGAUGAGUGGUCGCCGCCCCCCGUGACAAUCAACGUGUGCGGAGUGGAUUACCCAGACGAGACGGGUCUGGAACUCUCCAUGGACCUCUCCUCGGCCCCAGGGGUCCCCGGCAUCAGCUCCUGGAUGGACAAGGUGCCCAGAAAAGACUCCCCAGUCCGGAGCUACUACAGACCUCCUAAGGAGCCCCCCAGCCUGGACCCUGGCAGCCUGGAGCCUCCCCAGCCUCUCCGCUCCGACACCAACCCUGUGUGCCUGAGGCCCAUGCGCUGCCACUUGCCCUGCUGUACUAACCCCAUCCCACCUCUGUGUCAUCCUGCGCAUGGGAUCCGCUUUUCCCAGCCCUGCCCAUGCCUGCACCCAGUCGAUCCAGCCCGACAGCACUUCUGCCCAAACAAAGAGCCUGUACAAGACCCACUCCACCAGCCAGACCUUAAUAAAAACACUACCCCUGUCAGAGAAGUUAUGACGGAGCUGUGCCCCACACCCUCACUACCUCUUGCCCCAAGUCACAUUCCAACACAGGAAAUGAGAAAGACCAUCAGUCUACCUGAUAACUGCCGAAACCUUUUCAUAACAUACUCCAUAGACACAGCUGAGGAAAUUCCUGCAUUUGUGAGUUUCUUGAUGACACAGGGCUUUCGUCCAUAUAUUGAUAUAUUUGACGACCCUGUAAGAAGACUGGAUAUAAAUAAGUGGAUGGAUAGUUUUUUAAAAGAUAAAUCCGUGUUGAUUAUCAUGGUCAUCAGUCCCAAAUACAAAAUUGAUAUUGAAGGUGAUGGCUCAGAUGAACAUGGACUGCACACCAAGUACAUCCAUAGUCAGCUACAGAAUGAGUUUAUUCAGCAGCGCUGCCUGAAUUUCCGACUUGUCCCAGUGUUGUUCUCAAGUGCAACUCGGGACCAUAUUCCCAUCUGGCUGCAGAGCACACGCAUCUACCGAUGGCCUCAGGACAUGCAGGAUCUGCUGCUCCGCCUGCUUCGAGAGGAGCGCUACGUCGCCCCACCCAUGGGGAAGGAGCUCACCCUCACCAUCAGACCCAUCUGACACACACAUUUGUGAACUCAACUGACUAGCUUAGCCUAAUGCAGUGAGGCUAUUCAUUGAUCCACGCCACUGGGCAGGGGCCAUUGUGGAAGUCUCAGCAUGAGGUCUCACUGUUUUUCACCAAAGAUCAAAGACUCUGUAAAUAAUAUUCUAUGGGUUCUAAUUCCUCAUAAUGACAAUUCCUGAUUGAGUCUGUACAACACAAAGGGAAAAAGGGGACAUAAAAAAUGUCAACAUUUAGCCACCGGAGGGCAAUGUGGACUACAUAUUCUUGUACUCAAGAGGGUGCUGCUUUGCCAUGUACUGUAUGUAUGUGCUUUGCACAUGUGCAGAUGCCUUGCUGGUAGGUGAAAAUGCUUAUUAAAUGUCUAAUGUUCUGAAAAAUUCGGGUUGACCAUUUGUAUGGCCUUGUUGAACACUGUCCUGUGCACUCAAUAUCAUGUAGGCUACAUUAAGGCUAAUGCAAUAUUUGGAAUUAAUUAACAGUUUUAUUUUUCUCACACCAGAAAAAUAAUCAAGAAAAAACAAAGCUCAAAUGACAAGGAAAAAUCUCUCCAUCACUUUGCCAAACAUGUAUUCUCCUUUAGGCAACUCACUGAACAGCAUACCUAAACAGCACGCUUAAGUUUAACCACUUGUAGGCAAAUAAUACCUGGUGAAGGAACGCACAUUUACAGAAAUCUAGUCUGAGAUGUAAUGUUUUAUAAUGCUGAAAAUGUUAGAUGUACCAUAAACUACACUGUGCAUAUAGGCCUACUGCGCUCACAGCAUCUCUCUGAUGCUUUGUUCCAAUUCUGCAUGAGGCUUCCUGUCUUAGUAAAUCAUCAGGUUUUGUUCUCCCACUAUGGGUUCUUUAUAGUUCCACAAACCUUAUCAGUCUUCCGGAGGCCGGUAAGCAAGGUAAACGCUGAGAAACCACUGAGGAGAAGAGGAGAAGUCUCUCAAAUCUAGCCUACUUGGUCAGGCGAAUGGAUGCUGUCAGCUUAUCAGCUUGGAGUGAUUGAUAACCCUAUAAAAACAGAGCUGCGACCCUUGAUAAGAAAUGCAUUUUGUCAAAAGUUCAGCUCCACUCUAAAGACACAAAGAAAUAUCAGUUGUGAUUAACUCCUGGUCAUUACUCUGUGAGGUGCACAGUCUACAUGGCAGAGCACAAAAUAAACUACUAGAGCUGUACUUGAUAGGCCUACUUGAUACAAGGUCAAAGAAAAAUGGCUCAGACAUCACUCUUAUUUACUGAUUGUAAAUAGUACAUUUCAUAUAAGGGAACAUUGUAAUACAAUUAAAAUGAUAAUAAA